Amphibalanus amphitrite is the source of this 5797-nucleotide messenger RNA. Its product is annotated as isatin hydrolase-like. NCBI's taxonomy places the organism in Eukaryota, Metazoa, Arthropoda, Thecostraca, Balanomorpha, Balanidae. Gene Ontology annotation, molecular function: arylformamidase activity. The record is from RefSeq and is a predicted model, not a curated record. The coding region runs from base 3040 to 3921 and encodes 293 amino acids. The transcript has 5 exons.
GGGGUCUAGAAUUGCUAAAAAUUGAGUUUGAAAAUUUGACGUCAUCAAUUUUGAACAGUUUUUUCGCUAUAACUUCGCCAAAAAAAGAGGUAUCGAUCUCAAAUUUGGUAUGUGGAUGGAAGGCGGUAAGGACUAUCACAUAUAUUCCGGUUGUUGCAAAAUUCAAAAAAUUUUUUGGAUUUUUCGAUUAUUAUAUGCAAAAAAUUUAUUUUUUGAUUUUUGGGGGUCAAAAUCCAAAAAUUUCAAAAAUCCGAGAUAGCAGUUUUGUAGCCCUGUUGAUUCUACAGCUUUUAUGUCUUAAUCAUUUUUCUGUAUUUGCAAAGCUAUAGGCCUGACAGCUCUUCCCGCGAAACCCUUUUUUGGGUCGAAAACGGCAGAACAUGACGUCACUCUGACGUCAUUUCCGGCCAACCUAUCAUAGCCUUUGGAAAAAUUUUUGGUCACAAUGUGUAAAAUUGAUGUCCGGGAGGGUACUGAAAGUUUGGUGACGAUCGGCGCAGCGGUUCUGGAGAUAUAUCAAAAAGUCUGGAGGGGGGGCAAAAAAUAGCCCCCCCCCCCCACCAGGGCGCGGGUUAAAGCAAUGACAUAUUUGCACAUCGAAUGAGUCAUAAUUCAUUGACCCUCACCGACUUUUUUUACAUACGCGCCGGCCGAGGGGAGGGGGACGAGUACGACGUCCUCCUCGCCGUUCCGCCUCUGAUGGAGCUAGAGCGUCGCGGAAAAAACGAGCGUGUGCGCCGUUACGAGACGCAGCGACUGAUACCCGAUUUUAAAGGCUCAGAUUAACUGAUGACCUGUUAGGUCAGGUCAAGUGACCCAAGGCACGGGCUUAGUUUUUCAUAACUAAUUUCGCAAAAAAAAAUGGUCGCAGAGCCGCGAUUUUGGCAUCAUCGUGUUCCCUUCGCUCAGGUGCGUCAAGUGGUAUACUUUUUGUUUGGGUGAGGUCAAGUUCAGAUGUUGACCUCAGGUCAAGGUCAUGUCAUCUCCUUUAGGUCACGAAGCUGGUCAAUGGAGGUCAUGUCCCAUAUCAUUCGAUUCGGCAGGUCUGCCUGAGUCCAUUGGUGUUUUUUUUCGACUCCCUAGCUCAAUUUGAUCGGGAGUUAUUGACGAAAAAACGUAUGACCCAAGUGACGUCCUAAAAAGACGUCAUGCAAGGUCAACAAUGCAAAAGAGAACCAUCAGACCCUACAAGGUGUGCAAGAAAUCACGAUUCCGUGUGCUUGAGAUAGUUUGAGAUCGUUUCCGACGCUAAAAUAGCAGUUUUUGGUGAGCCGUCACGUGAACGACCUGACCUAAUGUGACCUUUAGGAAAAAUCCAAGCUACACAAGUUAUGAGACCUCUGGAAAAUAUCCUGUACGGGCUGGACCCCCUGAAAACCACUGGACGGGCUCGGCCCCGGCGGCACGUGAAUAUCCUAUGCGAACGUCAAUUAUACCUCUUUGGCCAAGUGCAUAUCUCCAAACUUGACCUUUCCGUGUGUAAGCCUCUUUUUUUGAUCGAACGAGACUAUUGCAAGAGCCGAAAGAAUGCUGAGUUCGCAAGCUACAUUGGUCUUGGUGGUCACCCCUGGUGCAGUGAUUUAUGUUUCCUGUUUACUGUAUACGUGGAGUUCAUAUUCUACGGCGUCAUUGUUCAAAACAUCGCCAUCUCAAUCUCCCCCUACUUGUGUGAGAUCACUGCGACACCAAGGACUAGCACUCUCCUCUCGGACCAAAGGCCAUCCAUUGGUGUGCUAAUUAGCUGAAUACGCCGCACGUCCGUCGUCCAAUUGCGUACUUCAGUCGAGCAGGGAGACGGGACGGGGACGAACCGCUGAGCGACACUCGUCUUCAGGACUCGGCUCACGGUCUGUGGAUAACGAGGAACACUGCAGAGGGGCAGCACGAACAUGGUGAGUAAGUCUACAUUACGAGUGGGUACUUAGAUGCUCUUGCUUGCUCGCAGAUACAGGAUGCUGCCGGCUGUAGCGAAAGAGAGGGUUUUGAGUUAGGACGGAGAAUUGACGAGUCAUCUGAGUCACUGGGAAUGCACAUUACAUACUUACCCAUAUGUAGGUGCAUUAUUUAUCGCUCACAGUGUGGUGGUACUUUGACUCAGUGGAAGCCGGAGCUGUUAAUUAAGAUAUGCAUUUUUUCCAAAUCUUUUAACGCCAAAUCAAAGGCAGUGUAUGGAUGUAGUGUGCAGAUUUGAGGCGCCAGGCUCAUGCAGCUUCUUGGUGCGGCAUUCAAAGCAAGUGUCGAAGGUCACACGCGUUUUCAUCGGAGAAAACCGAAAGAAACAACUGUUCUUUGUCCAUGCAUCUGCUGUUCUAUCUUCUAAAAAACCAUCGCAUGAUCACUGAUCAGGCUGUUAGCUGGAAUUGGCAACUCCGCUCAAUUAGGUACCAGACUUACAGGCCUCUGUAAGUCAAAACACCGUUCCGUGCUUCCAUCCUCAGGAUACUGAAAUCCUUCUCCUCCACGCCGCAACCCCCUUCCGGGCUGGACAGGCAACUUUAUCUCAUGCGGGCUGCUCCCUUGGAGCGGCACCGCUGCUCCCGAGGGAGCGCACCCCGUAGCCGGGUGCAGUGAGUGCCUUGGGGCUGGGUGGCCUGUCCUCUGGACGGGCUCAGCCCCGGCGACUCACUAGGGUGCCUGCCCAGACCAAUGUCUCCCCCUAAUUCCUAUCAUCCUUCCGGCUCUGCAAUGGUCUUGUCGACCGAAAGGGCCUAACCCAACAAAACAAAAAAAGUCAAAACAGAACACUUUAAAUCGUAUAGGUAGUGAUUCACCACUCAUCUGAGACGACGUAUGCAUAGCAAAAGACCGAAAAAAUUAAAGCUGCGUCAAAUCUCAUGAUGUGCGGCUUGUGCACCAUUUGUAGAGCAUGCUGUUUUCCCCAGUUAGCUUUGAAAGAUCCUUGUGCACGAAAGACGGUAAACGUAAAUUUCGGAGACCAAGGAAAACUAGUUGACCAUCCCCUUCGGCCGCGCAACAUUUUAAUUUAUGUAGCAUAAAUGUGAAAGAUAGGUGCAUGGUAGGCAUGUACGCACGGUUUGUAUGCGUCUGGUCGAUUGUUCAUCUAAUUGGAACUUCCUAACCAUGGAUGUUAUCACAAUUCACAACCCCUCCAUCCAUUCGCAGUCUGCCAACCAAGCUAUAUGCUGGCUCCUCAUUGGCUGUUGGUUGCCUCCACUGACGUCAUUGGCAGCUGCCGAAUGGAUCGACCUCAGUCACACGUUCAAUAGCACCGCUCAGUAUUGGCCCGGGGCUCUACCUUUCAAUCUGACCGCCACAUUCAAAGGCCAGAAGGAGUUUUACUGGUACGAAGCGAAUGAUUUCGAGGCUGCAGAACAUGGCGGAACUCACAUGGACGCUCCAUCCCACUUCUGGAAGGGAGGCUGGAGUCUGGAUCAAAUUCCUGCCGAUCGGUUUGUGGCACACGCGGCUCUGAUCGACAUCGAAGACCGCAGUCAGAAGGACCCCGACUCAAUACUGACUCCUGACGACCUGGCUAAGUGGAAGAGCCAAUAUGGGAGCUUCAAACACCCGACCAUUCUGCUGGUGCGAACUGGAAACGCCAAGUACUGGUCGGACAGUGCGCGGUAUUUCGGCUUCCAGAACGGCACUACGAUUGAUACUGAGUCGAACGAGACGUCAGCACCCGAGCUUCACUUUCCAGGAAUCGGCGCCGAGGCGGGCCGGUUUUUGGCCGACGACCCGGCCAUUGUCGGUGUCGGAAUCGACACCCCCUCCAUCGACGCGGGCAACUCCAAGACGUUCCCGACGCACGUGACACUAUUCGCCGCCAACAAGUUUGGUGUAGAGAAUGUGGGAGACAUGAGUCGAGUGCCUGCCACCGGAGCCACGAUCCUGGCGCUUCCGAUGAAGAUCGGCGGCGGCAGCGGCGGCCCGUGCCGCGUGCUGGUCCGCCUGCCCUGAUCGGCGAUCAUUGCGGCCAUAAGUGAUCAUAUGAUCACCAUUUCAUUGCCUGCUUAGCUUGUGCUUAUGGCUACGCGUUAAAUAUGAUCAAAUAUAGCUACGCUGGACAUUGGACAAACACCAUUUUGAUCCUACCGAGCAGCAUACCGUGUAUGCACGUGCUCUUCAUUGGUUGCCAUGUACCUACCUAUGUAUGAGCAAUUAGUUUCCUCUGUAGGCCUAGGCUCGGUGCGUUCGCUGUAGAAUGGUGGCUGUACUUUAACCCACUAUUAGCACAUAUACCGCUUACCAUAAUACCCCGCGCACCGACGGGGGUCUGCGCCAACUUAGUACCGACGGGGGGGGGGGGGGCGGAUGACCGCCCCCCCCUGAGAUCUCGAGAACGAAGCAAGAUAGCGACAAGCGGUAAACGGCAUCGGAUACGCAUGGACAAGGUCUACAAUUUUUACUAAGGUCAUUUUCAGGUCAGGUCAAAGAUGACGUCACAGGGGUCGAAAAAGUCAAAAUGGCGGCGCUAGAUAUGGAUAGGGUUUUUCUCGAAUAACUUUCGAAGUAGUCAAGAUAGGAACAAACUAAGGGCAUCAUCGUGAUUCUCUCGUCAAUCCGCAUCGAAUGAUAUAUAUGUUGACCUCGAAAGGUCAAGGUCAAAGGUUGACCUCAGGUCACGUGACCUCGAGGUCAUCAUGUAUAUCAUUCGAUGCGUCUUGACGAGCUGAACACAAUGAGACCAUCCGCGCGGCUGUAUCUUAUUCCUGUAAGGAGUUAUUGGCAAAAAACCUUUGGUGACCUUUGAUGACGUCACAUGACCUUACUGCUGCCCAACAGCAAAACAGACCUCAAGGUAGUGAAGGUUGAUCGUAUGUGAAGUCAUGUAUGGUAUAUGGGGCAUUCCGACCCGUUUUAGUGGUAAAAACAGGGAGUUGAUUUUUCCCCCAUUGACUUAUAAUGGGGAGGUCGCGAAAUUGACCUGACCUUAGGUCACCGACAUCAAAAUUCCGAGAUAUACAAAUUGUAGCUACUAAUGACCUUAUAACAUCCUGCGACUUUCAAAGGCCUCCGACAUCUACUGUAGCUCUGGCACGGUGACAAAGUUGCAAAAAAGUGACUUGAGGUUGGGUCAUUCAAAGUGACCUGGUGACCUGACCUUAAAAGUUAGGAGGUUCAAACUUGCACACCAUGUGUAAAAUUGAUGAGGUUAUAGUCAUACCAAAUUUCGCGGCGCUACGCGCCGCGGUUUUCCCGCUAUCCGCGAAAAACCUCAGGGGGGGCGGAUAUCCGCCCCCCCCCCCCGUCGGUGCGCGGGAUACAGUCGUGAGCCGGUUUGGAAGAUCGUAUUUAACUGUUCGGUAAGGUUUGAGCAUGCCAGUGGCGAGCAGAGUGUUGAAUGAUACAUGCCAACAUUGAGGUCGUGUGAAAACAGAAGGCUGGUCAGUGAUCAGGCAUGAGAGGGCCGAGAAGUCUCCUUGGAGCUCCCAGGCGCAGUUCGUAUCAAUCCCUCACAUAGCUUAUAUCAUCACAAUGCCCAAGUGUGUGUAGUUAGUUUUGCAUUUUUUCUCGAAAUCACCCGGUGGUUGUAGUAUAACAAGUGGUUUGAAGAUAGCUUCACAGCUCAUGUUUGCCCUUGGUCGGAAUCACAUGUGACAAUCUUAGCAUGACGAAGCUUGUUUGAGCACAAAGCAUAAUAAUCGGAUCGCGCGAUUAUACUGAUAAUUUCGUAUCGCAGCAGAUGCGUGGCCUAUGGAAUAUCUACUUCUUAUUUACUGUACGUAAGUCUUUCUAAGGAAUAAUUGGCAUGCGACCUACGAACUCUUCAGCACGCCGAGUGUCAUAUAGAUAAGUGUUUUAAAAGACGUCAAUAAAAUAUGCGUGCGUCUAA